AUGUCCAAGGUAUUCACCGCGAGCGAGGUCGCUCAGCAUAAGACCGCGAAGGACCUCUUCAUUACCAUUGACGGCGAUGUCUACGAUCUGACCAACUUCCAAGAUGACCAUCCUGGUGGCAAGAAGAUCCUCCUCCGAGUCGCUGGCAAGGAUGCCUCUAAGAUGUUCUGGAAGUACCACGGCGAGGCUGUCCUGAAGAAGUACAAGCCCAAGCUCCAGGUCGGCUCCCUCGACACCAAGAAGGCUGCCGCGCCUGCCCCCGCCGCUGCUGCUCCCGCUCCCGCUCCCAAGCCUGCGCCCGCGAAGCCCGCGGAGAAGAAGGCCGAGGCUGCUCCCUCCGAGGCUCUAGAACCCUACGGCAGCCUCAUCCCUUUUGCCGACCCCAACUGGUACCAGGGCUACCACUCCCCUUACUUCAACGAAACCCAUGCUGCCCUCCGUGCCGAGGUUCGUGAGUGGGUCGAGUCCGCCAUUGAGCCCUAUGUCACCGAGUGGGAUGAGAACAGGCUGGUCGAUCCCGAAAUCUACAAGGAGAUGGGCCGCCGAGGCUACCUCGCCGGUCUCCUCGGUGUACACUACCCCACCCAGUACACCGGCGGCAAGUCGGUCAAGAGCGUGCCCCCCGAGAAGUGGGAUCUCUUCCACGAGCUGGUCAUCACCGAUGAGAUCUGCCGCGCUGCCUCCGGUGGUCUCGUCUGGAACCUCAUCGGCGGUUUCGGAAUCGGAUGCCCUCCCCUCCUCAAGUUCGGCAAGAAGAGCCUCGUCGACCGCAUCCUCCCCGGUAUCCUGUCCGGUGACAAGAGGAUCUGCCUCGCCAUCACUGAGCCCGAUGCGGGUAGCGACGUCGCCGGCCUCAAUUGCGAGGCUAAGCUCAGCGCCGACGGCAAGCACUACAUCGUCAACGGUGAGAAGAAGUGGAUCACCAACGGUAUCUGGAGCGACUACUUCACCACCGCCGUGCGCACCGGCGGUCCCGGCAUGAACGGCGUCAGUCUUCUCCUCAUCGAGAGGAGCUUCGGCGGUGUCAGCACCCGCAAGAUGGACUGCCAGGGUGUCUGGUCGUCGGGCACCACCUACAUCACCUUCGAGGACGUCAAGGUUCCUGUUGAGAACUUGAUUGGCAAGGAGAAUCAGGGCUUCCGAGUGAUCAUGACCAACUUCAACCACGAGCGUAUCGGCAUCAUCAUCCAGGCCCUCCGCUUCUCCCGCGUGUGCUACGAGGAGUCCGUCAAGUACGCUUCCAAGAGGAAGACCUUCGGCAAGAAGCUCAUCGAGCACCCCGUCAUCCGCCUCAAGCUCGCCCACAUGGCCCGCCAGAUCGAGGCCUCUUACUCGUGGCUUGAGAACCUCCUGUUCCAGUGCCAGCAGAUGGGUGACACCGAGGCCAUGUUGAAGCUUGGCGGUGCCAUUGCCUCUCUCAAGGCCCAGGCCACCGUGACCUUCGAGUUCUGCGCCCGCGAGGCCAGCCAGAUCUUCGGCGGUCUCAGCUACUCCCGCGGUGGCCAGGGUGGUAAGGUGGAGAGGCUGUACAGGGACGUUAGGGCGUACGCCAUUCCCGGCGGUAGCGAGGAGAUUAUGUUGGAUCUCAGCAUAAGGCAAAGCAUGAGGGUGCACAAGGCUUUGGGCAUGAAGCUGUAA
Scedosporium apiospermum is the source of this 1638-nucleotide messenger RNA. Its product is annotated as Acyl-CoA dehydrogenase. Bases 1 to 1638 code for a protein of 545 amino acids. The transcript has 4 exons. Gene Ontology annotation, molecular function: acyl-CoA dehydrogenase activity; flavin adenine dinucleotide binding. Lineage: Eukaryota; Fungi; Ascomycota; Sordariomycetes; Microascales; Microascaceae. The record is from RefSeq and is a predicted model, not a curated record.